Molecule: messenger RNA, 2737 nt
Organism: Brassica napus (rape)
Lineage: Eukaryota; Viridiplantae; Streptophyta; Magnoliopsida; Brassicales; Brassicaceae
Exons: 5
Coding region: 385-1746 (453 amino acids)
Source: RefSeq, a predicted model, not a curated record
ACAGCCUCCUCUCUCUCUCAAACCUUCACCGCCUCUCUCAUUCUUUAUCACACUCUCUCACAGACUCCUCUCUCUCUCUCUCUCAACGAUGGCUCCUUCGACUGGAAUCCCCAACGAAUCACGUCGUCGCCCUCGCCCUACCGAAUUACAGCUCCCAGGUUAGUGAGCCCCUCGUCUCGGUCUCGAUUCCUCUUCCAUCUAGACUUCUUAGGGUUUCGAUUUAGACUUCUUAGGGUUUCGAUUUAGACUUCUUACGGUUUUGAUUUAGACUUCUUAGGGUUUCGAUUUAGACUUCUCACGGUUUUGAUUUCAAGUUUUUGCUUUUCGGUUUUGUCUCCCUUUAAAGUUUUGAUUCCUCUUAAUACUCUCUGUCUGUCUACAGGUAUGCGGCAAGGGAGACCACAAAUGACCUUAUCGGAUCCUUCUGCCAUGGCCCCAUCUUUUUCUCCUCCUGGAGUUGUACCUCCUGGAGCUGUUCCUCACGCAUCUGUCGGGUCUUCAAGUGCUGUGCCUGUGGCUCCUGCCCCUUAUGUCAGGAGAAGAGAAGAUGCUCUGCUAUGUGCGCCAUCCAGACGUAACCAGCCACACCUCCACCCUGACAAGACCAAUGGAGCAUUGUGGUUUGGUAUUGAUCCUGAAGUCCAUGCUUUUAUCCGAGCAACAUGGCAGGGAAACUACUGGGGGUCGUGGGCAAGCUGGAACUUCGUUCCACCUGAGAAGAAGGAUCAGUGGUGGCAUGCGUUCAUUCAACACUACUACUGGGAUGACCAAUUCCAUGAUGAAAUCUACUUGAAGUGGAAGAAACAAACUCAGGUUACCGUAUGUGGCCGCAUCAGCCAGAACAGGAGAGAUAAUAGGCAACCUUCUUACAUGUCAGACGCUCACUGGGCAACAAUGGUUGAGAAGUACAACACUGAGCAAGCAAAAAGGAAGAGUGCAAAAGCUGCAAGAUCUCGUAAGUCUGCUCCAGUUGGGAAGAAGAUGCACAAGCACGGUGCAGGCCCACGCUGUUUCCUGAACAUUGCGUAUCAAAUGAUGGUUGAUGAAGGUUUGGAUGAACCACCUUCAUACACAGCCCUUGCAAGGAAGACUCACACGUGUAAAGAUGGUUCCUUCCUAGACGAACGUACGGAGGAACUGGUGCUGGAGGUUGAGGAAGCCGUUGAAGAGAUGUUACAAGAUGGAUCUCCACUAGGAGACAGUCAAACUGACUCCACUGCUGCUUCAAAUGCAAAGCGCUAUCUUCUCAACCAAGAAUACAUCAAGAGAGGAAAGACAAAUAAGGGUACAAUCUACGGCCUUGGCAGUGUUCAGUACAAGAACAGCAGUCCAUCUGUGCCAAUUCCUGUCUCACUGCAGCGUAACCUAGACGUUGAUAUGCGCAUGUCUGGCUUUGAGACCACCAUUUCUGAAGUCAAGGGAGACAUUGCUGGAGUCAAGGAAGAUUUCAGUGCUUUGAAGGCAGAAAUCAAUGCUUUCAAGACUCAAGUAACGGGGGGGAUGUCAGCUAGCCAAGCAACUCUCAACAUUAUUCUGCAAACUCUCCAAUCUCAAGCUUCCACUCCUGCCUCAACUGCACAACCAUAUCAGCCUCAAGCUCAGUCACAACCUCAAGGUCAGCCCCAAGCUCCCAUUCAAUCUCAACAUCAGCCACAAGCUCAAGGUCAGUCUACGGCUCUACCACAACAUCUCACGAUCAAUAACCCAUCUGAGUUAGAUAGGUGGUGCCAAGACCUUGGUAUGUAAGGUUUGGUCAGUUGAUGUAUUAAGCUCAAUCUUUUGUGUACUUUGUUUCAAGUUGUAUUAUCUUUUGAAUGUUUAAAACUGCAACUUUUAUGUAAUAUAUUUUAGUUUCUAUGAUAUUUUAGCUUUUAAUUCGCAUUUUGCAUUUUAUAAAAAUUUCAAAUUGGUGCUUUAUAAUUGUUUUUAAUUUUUUUUUAUAAUUAUUAAAACUACCCACGAAAACAAUCGUAGCAAACCGUAGCUUAUUGCUACAUUACCAUCCGUGUCAAACCGUAGCACAUUGCCACGCAUGUUUCGUCUCAAAUCGUAGCAAAGUUGCUACGAAAAGUUUCGUGGCAAUACGUGGCAUUUUGCUACGUUUUUUGACACGCGCUGUUUUUGCUACGCUCGUAUACGUACGUUUUGCGUUUCGUAGCAUUUUGUGGCUUCUGCUCCGUAUAGCCACGAAAAUUUGGUCAUACCCACGAAAAUUAACGUGGCUGUGGCCCUGUUUUUUACUAGUGGCUUGUCUAAUUACGUAGUCCAUUAUAUUUCUUUUCACAAAACUUUAAUCAAUGUUCUUUAAGCCAACGGGCUUGAGAAUUUGAUCCAACGAUCCCCCACAUGAAUAGAAAUGACUCUAAACAUAUGCAGACUAAAUGCAGACUCGAUAAACUCUAAAAAACGAUACUUAUUCUAAUCCUGACUAGACUAGACAGACUUAUCUAGAGUGUUUGCGAAAAAUUUAUUGUGUUUGAGUUGGUGGCAUUUUUAAGCCAUGAACCACUCGUAGUUAAUAUCUGUCGGGUUUACUUUACCAGAAGGUGAACAUGAUGUCUUGAACCAACCAGUGUUUUAAGUAAAUCGUGACAACAUGCAUAACACAACUUCAUUUUCUCGUAGAAUUUAGUUCUCUAUUGUCUUCAUUGUGGCCCUGAACUCUUCCUAGUUUUCAUGAGUGAACUUAGAGAAUAUAGCCUUGCAUUCAUUCUCCUAGAAACCGUCCCAUUUCACA